Molecule: messenger RNA, 324 nt
Organism: Didymodactylos carnosus
Lineage: Eukaryota; Metazoa; Rotifera; Eurotatoria; Philodinida; Philodinidae
Source: the annotation of a GenBank genome assembly
AUGUAUCAUACACGUGUAUUUCGAGUAUCAGUUAUACGUGAAAAAUAUGGUGAACUUGUCCAAAUGGCAAAAAUGCAGUCAUUAGCAUUUAGUAAUUUUUUACUCGUAUUAAGACCCUUUAUAAUAGGUACAUACUUAUCAGAUGAAAUUGGACAAGGUUUUGAGUUAUUAGACACGGAUAAAUCGGAUACAAUAGAUGUGGAAGAAUUAACUGCAUUUUUACCCGUUAUUAAUCCCUAUUUAACGGCUGUUAUGUUAUUAAGAUAUUUUAGUCAUAUCGAUGAAAAUUUUGAUUAUAAAUUGAAUUUAAACGUGCUUUUAUGA